Molecule: messenger RNA, 5595 nt
Organism: Leguminivora glycinivorella
Lineage: Eukaryota; Metazoa; Arthropoda; Insecta; Lepidoptera; Tortricidae
Gene: RhoGAP1A
Product: active breakpoint cluster region-related protein
Exons: 21
Coding region: 127-3906 (1259 amino acids)
Biological process (GO): intracellular signal transduction; positive regulation of GTPase activity
Cellular component (GO): membrane
Molecular function (GO): GTPase activator activity; guanyl-nucleotide exchange factor activity
Source: RefSeq, a predicted model, not a curated record
UUAGUAAUGAAGACUAUGUGACAGAAACAUAAUUGUGAUAAUUUUUUAUACUGAGUAAACCAGUUAAAUAUAAUUUUUGGAGAUUAAUUUGUAACAUAAAAUUGUCAUGAAAUCGUUUUGUGAGAGAUGAGUGUCUUCGGGGAUUUUCAACGUGUGUGGGUGCAACGAUUUCCAGAGAGUGCUUUACCAGCCGCUUGGGAGGAAGAUGUCAGGGCCAAUUUGGCUAAACACAAACAGAAAGUGGCUAUACUCAGGGAGGAGUUAGAGAAGGAAGAGUUCUACGUGGAGUAUCUGGAGACCCUAUUGUCUGAUGUGGAGAAACAUAAGACUGCAUCGCUGGGGAAAGGGGUACCGCCCUCGGGAGCUGACGUGAGCGAGGCUGAUGAUAAUACGGCUGAUACCAAGCAGGUUUCAAACACAGACUCCUUAUCCAAGAAGAGCAUAACAAGUCUAACAAGUAGUAAAAGCGAUGAGUCUGCCUCCGAGACUGCUGAAGUAGAACCUGUACAGUUGAGGAGUAAGCCAACUAAGCCUCUGCAUGCAGAGAGGAGCUCUGUCAACCAGUGUAUCAAUGAGCUCUCUUCUAACUUGGUGGCCGAGGCGGCUCGGAGAAGAUGCAACAGUGAAGUAGUGCAGAGGACUGAAAAUAAUCAGGAUACAAAUGCUUUAGAAGAAACAAGUCCGAGUCCAGCUAAAAACCGUCCAGCGUCACAAGCGGGUGAUUUCGUAACAGUCAUCGAAGUAAAUGGUCUGAAGGCAGCCGAGAAUGCGUCCAAGAAAGCACAGGAAUCGCCACCGUCUUCUGAGAGCAGCCCUGUUGAUCCCGCGGCGGCUGCUAAGAAAAAAGUACCACCCAAACCCCCACCGAAAACAUUUGGCAAGCGUGGCGCUUCACUGCCGGAAUCGGACCUCCCCGGAGAUAGCCCGCCGUCGUCGCUGGGGCGGAGACUCCGCGGCGCGGAGUCGCGGGAGUCCAUCGGCAGUAGAGCUUCCACGCCCUCUAUCAGUGAACGAGUGAAGAGCUACGAAUCCAUAAACUCCCUCUCAUCUGAACGCAAACGCUCCGGCGGAGCGGCAACGCCGCUAUCCAUCGACGAAGAGGCGUCCACACCUGAUACUCCAGGCGAAACUGGCGGGGAGCCUGCUUCGCUUGAGAGCAUACCGGCCGGGCCUGAAGACGAGCCCUACUACGACCAGGUGCCGCAGGACAGUAUCAACGAUGGCGAAUAUGUUUACAUACAAGCAGGUGGAACGGGAUCUAGUGCGGAUGACGCGUCUAGCGGAGCCAGCACGCUGGCGCUGUCCACGCCGGCCGCGGCACAGGCGCCCACGGCCCCGCGCGCGCCCGACUCGCCGCCUAUCGCCACCGCGCCCAACUACGUCAACAUACACUACUUCAUACAACAAGCGGGCGAAGGUGCAGAAGUGAAUGAAGCCAACACAGAGCUAGCCGACUCCAGUGAUACUCCUCUCUUGCUGCGGACGAUAUCGUCUGACACAGAGGCGAGCGCCACGCCGCCUGCCUUGAGGAAGCUACAGCACCAGGAAUCAAAUAACAGUAGCAAUGCGGAGGCUGAGCGUCUUACCAUGCAUCGGUGUAUUGUCACGAGCAUCAUCGAGAGCGAGACUGUUUACGUUGAAUGCCUAUACGUUAUGGAAAAGUACAUGAACGCCAUAAAAGCGACGCUGUCGACGUCCCAGCCUGUGAUAACGGAGGAGGAGUUCAACACGAUAUUCUACAAGAUAUCGGAGCUGCACGAACUACACAAGAACUUCCUCGAGGGACUGAAGGCCGCUGUCGCUAGUUGGGAAGAGCCUCUAUCAGUGGGAAGCCACUUUAAAAAAAUGGCGGAGAACAUAAACGUAUACGGUGCGUUCCUGCACAACUACGGUCGAGCUACGGACGCCGUGCGACGCCGCUGCGCGAGCUCGCAACGCUUCGCCGACCUCACGCGGCAGAUCGCCUGCCGCGGCCAGCCCAUGUCGCUCGACGACUUGCUGCACAAACCUGUCGCUAGAGUCCAGAAGAAUGCACUUGUCUUGCACGAUCUCAUAAAAUACACCCCUGCAAGCCACCCCGACCACGCGAUGCUCACCGACGCACUCAACAUGACACAACAUUUCCUCGACGAAUUUAAUAUUAUACAAACUAAGUCCAUGUUCCCUAACGCUGACCGCGCCCAAAGAAGACUUGUCAAGAAUUCGUUUAUUGUAGAACUUUCGGAUGGACAUAGAAAAUUGAGGCAUUUAUUCCUGUUCAACGAUGUCAUAGCUUGUGCCAAAUACAAGGCUUCAGGUCGCGAUAAGUUCACGUUCGAGUUAAAAUGGUUCAUCCAACUAUCGGACAUCGUAGUGGUAGAAGAGGAGAUGGGAGCGGCGGACGCGCGCGAAACCUCACCAGCCAACAUCGUGGCGCUCAAGUCGCAGGCGUCCACCGUGCGCGACCAGAUACUUGCUGAAGAGCGGGCGGCACAGGAUGACAAAAAAAUCCGAUUAGGCAGUCGCGGCACGGCGGAAAAGCAGCGCAAGAAGCUUGCAGAGCUAGAAGGGCAGCUAGUACUGGCGUCACCUAACCUUGUUCUACGAAUUGGAGCGCGAGCACCCGGCGCUUCCGCGUUGCAACGGCACCAUAUAUUCUUCCUGAGCUCAGAGUAUGAGCGCACGCAGUGGAUCGACUCUAUACAUGCACUACAGGCAUCUUCGGCACCACCAGGCGGCUCAGCGGCAGUAUCAAUGCUGGAGCUGCAAGCGUGGGUGACGGCAUGCCGCAGCUACCUGCAGACGGACAUGGGCUCGUACCUGCUGCGCAGCGGGCGCGACGACUCGCUGCUGCUGGGCGACCUGCAGCUGCACAUCACCGGCAUGACCGCGCCGCUCGACUCCUCGGCCGAUUACUACAUAGUAGUGGAGGUCGACUCAUACGGGCACUACUUCCGAAAAGCGAAGUCGAAGCUGGUCUGCCGGACGGCGCAGCCGCGGUGGAACGAGACCUUCACACUAGAGCUGGAGGGGAGUCAGAACCUGCGUCUGCUGCUGUAUGAAGAUGCGGCGAGGCCCGUGCUACGCGGGAAGUGUACUGUUAAGUUGUCUCGGUCCUGGGCGACGGAAGCAGUGGGCGGCGGCGCGGCGCGCACGGUGGCGCUGGGCGGCGGCGCGCUGCCGCUGCGCCUGCGCCUGCUGCCGCCCGAGAGCUCGGCGCGCCGCGUGCCCGCCGCCAAGCCCGGCGCGCUCUUCGGCGCCAAGAUCACGCACGUCGCCAAGCGUGAGAAGCGCAACAUCCCGUUCAUCAUCAGCGCGUGCGUGCGCGAGGUGGAGCGGCGCGGCAUCCUGGAGGUGGGCGUGUACCGCGUGUCGGGCAGCGCCUCCGACCUGGCGCGCCUGCGCAAGAGCUUCGAGACCAAUGCGUACGAAGCCGAGCAGCUGCUGAAGGAAGUGGACAUUCACUCUGUGACGGGCGUGUUAAAGCUGUAUCUGCGAGAGCUGCCCGAAGCGCUCUUCACUGAUGCGUUGUACCCAGAGUUCCUGAAAGCUUGGAGUGCAACACAGGGUGUGGGCACUUCAGUAGAUUCCGGUCCAGCGCAUACACGGCGGCAUGCUCUUAUGAAAUGUUUCGCGCAGCUGCCCGACCUUAACAAGAACUGCAUCGAUUUCCUGCUCAACCAUUUCGUCAAAGUGAACCAGCACGAGGCGGACAACAAGAUGUCGCUGCACAACCUGGCGACGGUGUUCGGGCCGACGCUGCUGCGGCCGGGCGGGCCGGCGGCGGGCAAGCUGCGCGCCGACCAGCUGGCGGCCGGCACCGUGGACGCCAUGGCGCAGGCCGGCAUCCUCUACUGCCUGCUGCAGCAGCGCCAGCUCGCCGCGCAGCUCUCGCACCACCAGCACCAGCACCACCGCGCCAACUGACCCGCACACGAUACUUACACGGCGGGUACGAAUGUGUGAAACUAUGCGGCCUGCCGCCACCGCCACCGCCACCGCACGCGGCUAGCCGCUUAGUGCUCACUAACCCUUAGGCUGGUUUUAGUGUCACGCGGAACGUCCGCGCGGAGCGAUCCGCACCGAACUAAUAUGUAUGAAGUUCAGGGAGCGUUUUUGAGUGGCGCGGACGUCCGCGUGACACUAAAACCAGCCUUAGUCCUACUGAACAGUGCAAUCUUGCAACACAAAUCGCGCUAUGUUUUAUGCGAACUGCUACUUAAAGUAUGAAAUGAAAUGAAACUCUAGGGUUUCUAUUAUUGACCAGUCUAUACAAUGAUAGCAUGUCCGGAUAUACAGAUCGGUACACGAAUGCUGGCGGCACGAAUGGAAUUACCAAAACUUUGAUUAUAUGAGUGACACUUGUAUCGAUUUACAGUCGUAACUGUCAAGAACACAUGCAUAUUUUUAUUCACUCAUUCCUUCCAGUUGUGCUAGGUCUUGUGAAUUGACCUGUACAUACUAUUUUUAAAAGUUUGAGGCCGGAUGUUGAAGCUUCAUACGCGAGGAAAACGUUUAGUGCGAAAUAUUCCUGGCGCCACUAUCUUUUCGUAAGAUAUUUAUCAGAUAACAGAGGGUGUUUCUUAGUUUUAACACCCUGAGAGAUUACAGGGCGACGCUCGUAUUUCGAUGCAUAUUGUAAAUUCGAUGGCUCUGCUUAAAUAUAAUAACACUUAUGCCAUUUGCAUUAUCGCAUGCGAUUGGAACCAAUGAUAACCUAGAGCGAUAAAAUACUAAAUAUAGAUACGUACAUACAUAUAUCGAUCAUCGGUAUAUGAAUUUCGUUUCAAAUUUAAAUGACAGACUUCUUUUAACAAUAUCCUUGUUUAAAAAAAACAUAUAAAUCAUCACAUCGACACAAUUCGAAGUAAUGGACAUGAUUAAAACAAAGACCUUACAGACAAAAUAAUAUAUAAGUACAUUAUGCACGGCAGAGUGCUUAAUUAAUUUGCAUACAUGCUUUUCCGUCUGCGUGACGAUAACGAGCUUCUAAGUGAACCUAGAAAUAACUCCCAAGUCCUUCCGCGCGAACGCUUGUCUGUAUUAAAUUAUUUCCUAUUAACGAAUAGGCUUUAGGUUAGAUAGUCAACUCAAACGAGCCAAACAUACAAACGACGGUUACAAUCAUAUAAAUGAAAAUGCCUUAGCGUUCGUGCAUAGAGGUAAGAUUAAACGUAAGAACUUUUCUAAUUACAAUUUUUCUGAGUAUUCAUUUCUUUGGUCACAAAUUGGUGGCCCAACUAAAUAUCGUAGCAAAUUAUAUUGGAGCCACCAGCUUCCGCUCACACUAGUUUUCUCUUUUUAAUAAUUCUGUUGUUAAAGCGGAUGUAGGUAGGAUUAUAAAUAAGGAAAAGUUUGAUUGGAUGAUAGUUACAAAUCUGUGUUAAUAUCAAAAGAGGGCUCAUGAUAAUGUCUGCUAUUCUUGAGACUAAAUGAUAUUUUCUGCUUAGAACAGUAUGUUAUUAAAUGAGGCAGUUAUUUUUGGGACUACCUCUACAUUCCUAAUGACGUUUGUUCGAAAAUCACUUGGCCUAACUCAUUUGGCCGAAUUAUGAAAUGCCUAACGCUCUUUUGGCCUAACGAUCAUUUGGCAUAAUUUAAAUUUUGCCCCAAAAA